This is a messenger RNA of Heterotrigona itama, 371 nucleotides long. The record is from the annotation of a GenBank genome assembly. NCBI's taxonomy places the organism in Eukaryota, Metazoa, Arthropoda, Insecta, Hymenoptera, Apidae.
AUGAAUAGAAAAAAAAUUGCACCGAAAGAGAGAGUUGCGACUGUGAAACCUGAUAAAACAAACGCGGAGGGACGUGAGCGAAGCGAUAGUGUCUCAAGGUGAGACGAAAGUGUUAAGUUAUCAUAAAAAGGGGAGACGGACGCGAGCAUAUGCACAGAUAGAGCGAGUCGGGAAAAAGCAAGAGGUAAAUGAGAGAAAGAAAAUUCGGGGAGAGGGGAGGGGAAAAAAAAGGUAAAAGUAAUCCUACUUGAAGUUUCGGCGCAAUCCAUCGUGCUUCUAGGCCGUCGCCACCGCCGCCGCCGCUGCCGUCGCCGGCGACGGGCGCAUUUGGCCCCGCACACGGCAAGAAUCCAGAGAGUGGGUACGGGUGA